GACGUCAGCAAUGGCACGACGGUGGUAUUUGGAACGGCCAUUGACAAUGCCGGAUAUCAUCGCAGACUCGGAAGAAGGCAGAUCAUGAUGAUGACCUUCGGAGCAGGCGUAGGCACUGGCUUGUGGAUGGGAACAGGAACAGCCUUGAAAUAUGCGGGCCCUGCUGGAACUGCCAUUGCCUAUACCAUCACUGCCAUGAUUGUGUAUCUGCAGUUCACUUCCAUUGGUGAGAUGACCACAUACAAGCCUGUUCAUGGUGGCUUCAUCCGCCAGUGUGUCGAAUACGUCGAGCCGGCAUUUGGUUUCGCAAUUGGCAUCAAUUUUUGGUUUAGUUGGGUUAUAUGCAUCCCAGCCGAAAUCACCGCCGCCGUAUCAGUGCUUGAGUUCUGGCCACAAACCACUUCGGUGCCCUUGGCAGCAUAUAUCACUAUCUUUCUGGUAGCAAUAUCCCUUGCAAACGUUUUUGGGGUUCGUCUUUAUGGCCACGUUGAGUACACGAUGUCGUUCAUCAAAUGCCUAGCCAUUUUUGCAGUCAUUUUCUUCAUGCUCAUCAUGACAUCUGGCGGUAUUCCUGCCACAAAUGGGCCUAUCGAAUUCCGCUACUGGAAGAACCCCGGUGCAUUCAACAAUGGCAUCAAAGGGAUCGCCAAGGCGUUUGUCCAAGCUCUCUUCAGCUUUGGAGGAGGUGAGCACAUUGCUAUUAUCGCCGGUGAGGCCAAGGAACCAAGAAAGACGGUCCGCAACGCCGUCAACCCUAUAUUUUGGCGGAUGGCCACCUUCUUCGUGGUCAAUAUCUGGCUCGUUGGAAUGUGCGUACCGUACGAUGAUGAAAAUCUCAUCAGUAGUAGUGGCACCUUGGGAAGCCCCUUCGUCAUUGCCAUUGAAAGGGCUGGUGUGAUGUGGUUUGCCCAUGUCAUCAAUGGUUUCAUCUUCCUCACUGUCAUCAGCUGUGGGAUCACAAGCGCCUAUAUCGCCACUCGUAGUUUGGCUGCUUUGGCUGACCUGUCUAUUAUCCAUCCAUUUUUCGGCCGGAAGGAUACAAUGGGUCGACCGUAUGUGGCCUUGGCAAUCAGUAUUGUUCUGGGAGGAGGUCUCUGUUACCUCAACUGUAGCAACCAGGGGGCUGUUGUGUACGAAUGGUUUUCAGAUUUGGUGGGCAUAUCGACGCUCUUCCAGUGGGCAGGUAUCUUUAUUUCUCACAUCCGGUUCCGAAGGGGCUUGAAGGCUCAAGGCAUUGAUUACCGCUCCCUUCCCUUCCGGGAUUCUGUGGCACCAUAUGCUCAAUAUCUGGCAUUGGUAGUAGUUGUCUUCAUCGCUGGCUGCGAGUUCUAUCUUGCCUGUUUCCCAUUUGGUGAGAAAGGGUCGGCCAAGAGCUUCUUCUCGUCGUACAUUGCAGCGCCUCUCUUCUUUGUUGAUUAUCUCGCAUACAAGUUCUAUUUCAAAUCCAAGAUUGUUCCAGCAUCGGAGAUGGACUUUAAGGAAGCCUUUGCAUUUGACGAAGAAGAUCGACUGAAAGCCGCAAUGGUAAAUCAAGAUAGCCAGGAUGGUUCGAAAUCGAAACUGACGAAGAGACUCAAAUAUUUUACACUUGGAUGAUCUGGGUUUCAAGUUGAGGUGUUGUGUGCUGUCAACUGCCAUACAUAUGUCCGGUGCAAAGCAAGGACCAACUCUGAUGUCAACCCGUCAGAACCUUAUUGUAACCUCUCUAUAUAUGUAAGCUAUUCCAGUCAGUUAAUAAAUCUAUGUCUCAG
Aspergillus glaucus CBS 516.65 is the source of this 1751-nucleotide messenger RNA. RefSeq lists its product as uncharacterized. NCBI's taxonomy places the organism in Eukaryota, Fungi, Ascomycota, Eurotiomycetes, Eurotiales, Aspergillaceae. Gene Ontology annotation, cellular component: membrane. Bases 85 to 1596 code for a protein of 503 amino acids. Gene Ontology annotation, molecular function: amino acid transmembrane transporter activity. Gene Ontology annotation, biological process: amino acid transmembrane transport. The transcript is spliced from 8 exons. The record is from RefSeq and is a predicted model, not a curated record.